AGAGGACCCGCGGCUGAAUGAUGUCAUUGACGAAGUCACACUGGAUCGCAAAAAGGCGACGGACUUUCAGAAAUAUCGUAGAUGGUUCUGGCCUGACAUUGACGAGGAAUGCUACCGUGAGUGCUGCUCACGCGAAGAAGUUGAUGAGCACUUUUCUACGAGUAACGCAGUAAGCAUGACAAAUUUUCAUAUCAAUUAAACGUGGAUGCUAGCCUAUAUUAGAAUGCUAGAGUAUAGGGGCUGGAGAGGGUGGGGCAUAGGGCAACAUGUGCCUUGCAACUUAAUUAAAUCAUCCUUUUUCUGGAAAUUAACGAAAAUCAUUUGUAAUGUCAAGCAUGUUCUAGCUAGGUAUUCUUUAUUUUGCCAUUACAGUUUUUGUUACUUUAUUAUUUUUGUGUUGUUAAAAAAUACGCGCAAUAAUGAUGUAGUAAAUUAAUAAAGUUCUGUUCUCAUCACGUUUUAUGCAUGGCAAAACAUAUAGUCUAUAUUCAAAACAUGAAUUUUUCUUCGAAUAUUCUUUUUUCCAACUUCCCUGCACCCCACAACCAUACUUUACGCUCGACAUUUCUUUUCUUUGGAAGCCUACAUUGCAUUCCUACCUCCAUUUCUUUAUAACCAUGCAAAUAUUACAUUGGGUUAAAUCACCGUUUGUAUUGUGUUGUAUUCGGUUGUAUUAUUCUUAUGUUUCAUUGUUAUUAUUUCAUUACACUGUAUUAUAUUGUAUUAUUAUAUAGCAAACAUCACUUCCGGUGAAAUUGCGCACUGUAAUUGGUCGAGAAGCACUUUAUGUAAUGGAGCGGCGGUCCAUUACGUAAAAACAAACACAAGUAUUUUAAAACAAAACAGCAAAACUAACUGAAAAAUAAAUUAUUUUUUUAUUAAUAAGAUAUCUGCGAAUGGUUUUAAGUGGAAAGGAAGGAUACGUUGGUAAUUUUUGUUUUCUUCGACCAAAUGUGUACCACGCUACUAAUAUGCAUUUCAAAUCAUGUAUUUCUUGUUUGUUUCAAGUGUAAAUGCCAUUGAAUGCCAUAUAAUAAACUUUUUAUUAACCACGCUUGCUCGGUCUUUACAGAGAAAUAUCGGACAUCGGUCUUUUUGUACAAACCUCGUCCUACGGGUUCGUUCUGUACAAAAAGACCUCGGUCCGAUAUUUCACUGUAAAGACCUCGCGCUUGGUUAAUAUAAGAUGUUAUUAUUGCACUAUAGUCAGCUCUCUGUGUUCCAUUACAUUGCGUUAUAUCACAUGUACAUUGCACUUUAUUGGAUUAUUCCAUCCGCUUCACUGUACUACAUCGCAUUGCAUUGCAUUGCAUCGCAUUGUCUGGAUUACUUUGGAUGGCAUUAUAUUGUCACAUAUAUUGUGUUGGAUAUUUGCAACAAUAAAUUUAAAACAAUUCUUUUAUCUAAGGAUGUCUAUUGGAAGAACUACCAAAAGUGGCGCAAAACGUCCCAUUCACAUUGUUAAGCCGAUGGUGUAUACACGGGAAAUGUUGAAAAGGUAGCAAGCAAAUGUUAAUGUUAAUGGUAUAUAUACAUAAAGAAAAUUAUAAAAUCAACCUGCAGUCAUUGCCAGGAUCCGGCAUUUUAUAAAGAGUUCUUAAAUUAAUUUAUUAUACAUUAGUUGAUCUAUCAAUAUCUUAUUUACGGUAAGCUAAUAUGGGGUAACAUUCAUACAAAAAGAGAUAGAACACAAAAAUUAGUAAACAUUCAGAAAAAGAUUAUUCGUUUAAUGACGUUUAACUCUUACUUUGAACAUACCGAACCAAUAUUUAAGGAGUUAAAAAUACUAAUGAUUAGCAAUACUACAUGGUCUAAGCCGAGAAAAUCAAAGCUGAAGUUUAUGUAAAUCAGGACAAAUCUUUGUCCGAUCUACAGGGUGUCCAAAAAACCCCAAAACUAUUGAAAUAUAUGCGUAUUGAAAUAUGCGUGAAAGAUGCGUAAAAUAUUGACAAGGAUGCAUAUAUUAAAUAUUGACUUAUUAAGAAAUUAAAAUAUCUUUGUAAAGCGCACGACUUUCUGCUCUUGGGAAUUUAAAACAGCUUCUUGAACGGCUUCUUUACGCAUAAAAUUUACUUACGUCAAGCUUUGAUGCACGUGUGGGUUCAGCAGAGUUGCUGAUCGAGGCAUUCAAAUUCUAAAAAUAUAUUAUUUCAUUAGUUUUGGGGUUUUUUGGGACACCAUGUACAAACAUUUCUUUUGUAUUUUCCUGAUGAAUUAUUAAUGAGUUUGAUACCGUAUUAAAUUUGUUAUGGUUUUAUUUAUAGAAUACUUGAUGACGAUUAACGGAUUUUCCAAGGAAUAUCUUACUUAAAUAUAUUAACUACAAAUAGAAAACGAGAAAACAUAAUUAUGCUUACUUACAAGCUUAGUAGUUUUAGAACUGAUUUCUGAAGAUAUAUAAUUGCCGCAUUAUUUCUGGUGUCCUUAAUUGUUAGAUGUUUCUGAAAGUAAUUAUUAAUUCACGACAUACGCAUGGAAUCGGGGUUAAUUUAAUAUGGUCAUGGUAUGAACUACUCACCAAAUUUUAAAGAUGAUGUCCACUCCUGUGCGCAUGUGCGAACUUUGUUUACGUUUUGAACUGCUAUUAUAAACACCGCGGAAAAACGCAAAGAAUUGUGUGUUCCAAUGCGCGCACGAUACUGCUCAAUUGAUAUUCUUAUAAUAACAAUAUUAAUUUAAUAAACUAGCACUAGACAAAAAUCACCAUAACGCAAUGCUCAACAAAACGCUAUUUAUUGCGUUGGUUUUAGAGGCAUAGAUCGAGCAACGGAGCAAGAUGAUGCAUAUUUCAGGAGGGGGAAUGCCUUUGUACUAUUGAGGGAG
Messenger RNA from Paramuricea clavata, 2823 nucleotides. The record is from the annotation of a GenBank genome assembly. Lineage: Eukaryota; Metazoa; Cnidaria; Anthozoa; Malacalcyonacea; Plexauridae.